Molecule: messenger RNA, 2463 nt
Organism: Acanthosepion pharaonis
Lineage: Eukaryota; Metazoa; Mollusca; Cephalopoda; Sepiida; Sepiidae
Source: the annotation of a GenBank genome assembly
AUGCUUUUCUUUCUUUCUUUCUUUCUUUCUUUCUUUUUGUUUAUCUGUCUUGCGUCUUUCUUUUUUUCUUUGCCUUGGGACUGUUGUUGGGUUGACGGGGAAGAGUUGAGGUCUUCGCGCUUGACGGACCAACGUAGGCAGAGUAACAGAGAGAUGACGACUACUACAAGUUCAAGAAUAACGUCUGCUUGGACACUACCAUUAGUAUUUAGCAUAUGUCUAUUUCAAUUACAAGUGACCUGUGGCCGAGAAAGCGCUCUGUUUCCUUUUGGGGAGAAGAAUGAUGAUAGCUAUGUUCAUCAUGAUAUAAAUGAGUUUUCUUUAACGUUGCCUUAUCCAAUUCAAUUCGCUGGGUACGAAUACAAAGUACUCCACUUGACUCCGCACGGUUACCUCGGCUUCACGAGCUCAGUAUUUCAAUAUGUCCAAUGGGGAAAGGAUGUUCCCGAACAUGACGUACCGUUUUUGGCACCUCUCUACUUUGAGGCUCUCUAUGUAGGCGAGACGACAAGCGACAAAGACGCAAUAUAUUACCGGAUGCUCUCCUCUAAAUCUGAACUCUUAAAGAAUUUGACUCUUAUGAUUCAAGAGUCGAUAGUCGGCGCAAAUAAUUUUAUAGCUGACAAGGCUGUUAUUGUAACUUGGUAUCUUGUUCGAAGCAAAAUUCAUUUGAAAGAAAUUAACGAGCAUACAACCAACAUCUUCCAGUUGGCAAUUGUUUUUAACCAAGAUGAGACAUAUGCCAUUUUUAACUACGAUCGCGUUAAUCCCAUUAAAAAUUCGAUUUAUUCCGCAGGCAUAAAUGCAGGUUACUACAAAGGCUGGACGAAUGUAAUACCAGGUGACAGCGUCGCUUCAGAUCUUUCUAAACUUCCUUUCAUUAAAACCGGUUACCAAGAGGGACGAUUCUUGUUUCGCGUCACCAAAGAAAAACCUGAGAGAGGUGGCUGCACAACUUUGCAAAAACAACUCUCCGUGUUUCCAAAAUCAGCAGGAAUGUUUGGUGGCCGAAUGCUUGAAAUCUCAGCGCCAUGCCUUCAGCAAAACAUGACUCUUCAAUGUCGCUUCCGGAGUAAAGGGAACAGUGAAGUUAGCAGCCCCGCAGCUAUGAUCAAUCAGAUAAAAGCCAGAUGUGUUGUUCCAAGACUAUUGUUCAGGGGAAACAUUACACUGGAAUUUUCAACUGACAGUGGUAAAACGAUUGCAGCCAAAACCUCAUUCCAUAUUGUUAUACCAAGUUUGAUGCCGAUGGAAGUAGAAACUUCCAAAUCAGCUCGUCCGGGUGUGUGGGAAAAGAAAAACGCUGACGUUCUUAGCCUCAUCUGGGAUCACUCUCUUCUUACUAGGGAUAAGAACGCCACAGUUGACGUGAAUCUCAUUGGCUACAUGGAAACGAGGAAGACGUUCUACUACAAAACUCUGGCCAAAUUGGGUUCGAAUAUAAAAAAUAUUGAUGGCCGAUUCAGUUUUAAGCCGAGCCGGAAUCGAUGCUCAAAGGACGACUGCAACUUCCAAGUUGGGAUGGUUGAAGUGAAACUAACAGACCCUUCCUUGGCAAACAACAGUUUGUUUCUGACCACUAAAAUCUUGCCCCUUGGUUGGUUUUUCUCGGAGAAGCUUCGUCGUACCUUGGGCCGUAAUUGGGCAAACAUAAAAUGCGAAGAAAUGAAGAAUGACAAAGAAUACCAUAAAAAUUGGCUCAGUCAUUUGAGUAAAUGUCCAUGCACUCUUCAUCAGGCACUUGCAGACUUCGGUCGAUGGAUUCCAGAUGCCAACUGCAAUAUCUUUUCUGCAUCCACCUGCAAUUACCACGAGAUAGCUGUCCACUGCAUACGCUCAGCUGAGACAACGGUGACUUCAUCAGGGAAUCAAUGCUGCUAUCGCAAAGACGGCAACUUGAUGUACAGUAGCGACACGUUGCAUGGAAGUACUCCUGACAAGGCAGCUACUUUGGGGAAACACCCUUUUGACAAGCUCAACCAUGUACCAGAAUUGUCCCACUGGGUGUGGGAUGUCAUACCUUAUUAUUACUGCUGCUUGUGGGGUUCUCGGUGUAAUACCUACAUGAUGGAAAGGCCCACCAUCAAUUGCAAAGGUUAUCAGCUCCCAACCACCGUCGCAAUAUUUGGAGACCCACAUAUUAUCACAUUUUACGGCUUUGGUUACACAAUGCAAGUACUUGGGACGUAUUGGCUUUUAAAAUCUACAACAGCCUCUACAGUCCCUGUUGAACUGCAAGGAACAUUUGUUCUUUCUAAUUUAGCGAAAGUUGGUGGUCAACAUUUUAGCAAAUUAAAUGCGAUCAGUUUGAAGAACUCCAAGGGUGACAUCAUUGAACUGAUUCCUUAUCUAUCUAUCUAUCUAUCUAUCUAUCUAUCUAUCUAUCUAUCUAUCAAAGCUGAUUCCUUAUCUAUCUAUCUAUCUAUCUAUCUAUCUAUCUAUCUAUCUAUCUAUCUAAGCUGA